CAAAAUAACGUUAAAACCUCAAAAGAUGGAUGAAAAAUGUGCUUUAGGAGCUGAACUAUAAUAAUUGAUACUUUUGGAAGCAAACAAAACGGUUUAAGAUAAGAUUUUCACCAACAAAAAUCUCUCUGUCACAAUUUCUAGGUUAUGUUCUCUCGGUGAACUAAGAGAAUGUUAAAAUUAUCACAAUAUAUUCAAACCAAGGGAGGGAUAUAAAUCUUUUUGUAAGAAAUAACACACAAAUGAUCAAAAUGACCUGGAAAACACUUUUAAACCUUGCUUGGUGGCACAUAAUCGGAGGAAGAAGAGAGUCAAAUUCUAAGAAUGACGCCCCAAGAAAAUCUCAAGAUUAGAGGAAGCACGAAAUAACAACAAGGGAAAAAAAUAGGAAUCAGUCUACAAAAAGGAGGACAAACAAACUGGUUUUAAAUAGUUAAAAGGGUAUUAACAGCUGUGUUUGGAGUAACAGUUGCUAUGGGGAGUUUUAUUUACGUUCUGCAUCGAUUAUUUCCCCUCGAAAGGAUAAAAACACCGAAAGAUUAACGCAGUGUCGUUUCGAACGUCUAUUUUGACGGAUAAAACGUGUUGAUUUGAUGCUGUUGAUAUGUCAGGGACAAAUCGAGCAAAUCCUGGAGAUAACUUCGACUUAAAAUUGUUCGGUGACAAGGUGAAACUCGAAGUUCGAACGAUAAAUAAGCCCACAUCGAGAUGUGCUUUAUUAAGCAGACCUUCCUCGGCAAUUCCAGCUCUUAAUUUAUAUUCUAAACAAGAAGAUUUCGAUUUAAAAAUAAAGAGGCCCUUCUCAGCUGGGUGUAUUCAACACAAAUCAAUGGAAAGUUUAUGUAAUGAAGAUCCAUCAGCUCAAUUAUGCGCUUCCGAAGCUAAAUUCGAAAAAAAUCAAGAUUUUGAAUCUUAUAAUUGCCUAUUAAAGCCAGGAUUAACAACGAAACCACCCCUUCCAAAAAAAUCGGAGCAAAACCAAAAACUUGACGAUGAAAUUGAAAUAAUUCGUUUAAAAUCGUUGCAGUUCGAUAAAGAAUUUAACGAGGCUUACAAAACAUCUAAAGAUAUAAUGAGUGAAAAGGAAUUUGAGAAUUACUUGGAGAAAUCAAGUUAUUUUAAAAUCGAGGAAAAAAACGCCGCAAAAAAUGAGAAAAAAACCGACGGAUUUUUAAAGAACUUAAAAAUAAAGCAAGUAGAAAUCGAUAAAUGUAUUAAUAAAGCUCAAAAAGUUUUAGAGAAAAGUUUACCAAAAUCUAAUAAAGAUUCAAAAUUAAACAGCCAAAUGAAAGUGGAUAACUGGUUAAACGACAAAACUAAAACAGAAACAAACAAAACCAACUAUUUUGAGAUACUAGAUAAAGUGGAAGAUUUAGAUUUCGUUACAAGAGUGGAAGAUGAGAUGUUAAAAGAAAUUCCCGAACAUGAUAAAGAAGACGUUUCCGAUUCUAAUACUUACGAUGAUAUUGUUCAAAUCCUCGAGGUUUUAGAAGAAGAGGAUAGAAAAUCACACCGAAACAUCGAAUCGAUGAAAGAAAUUUUAGAUUUAAAACAAAAAGAUGUACCGAUUAUCAAAAUAACCGAAGCAAGUCGAGCGAGUUCCGCGACGAGUCAUUCAAGCGAUCAAGGAUUGGGCUCAACAGCUUCGUUAAUCUCUAAUUCAUCAAAUUACACCGAAAUUUUAUCGUAUUUAGAUGAGGUCGAUAAAACUUGCACAAAAUCUCUUAAAGUGGCUAAAGAAAAAGUUCAAAAAGUAACUAAGGCUUUGGAAGGAACUGUGGUGUUUUCAACAAUUCCGAAAAAAGAGGAUUUAAUUCAACUAACAAUAGAGGAGCUUUCCGAGCAAAUAAUCGAUCUGCAUCUCCGCGUUAAAGAUAAAUCGUCCUCUAUAAAACUCCUUCAAGACGAAUUAUCAUCGCUUAGAGACCAAGUGUUAAAAAUAACCAAACAAACGGAGACCAUCGUAAGGGAGAAAUUAAAAUCUCAAAAAGAGGAGCACGAAAACAUCGUGAAGCGCCACCAAAAAUUCAUCGACCAAUUAAUAGCCGAUAAAAAAGCAUUAAAUCAACAAUGCGAGGGUCUCAUCAACGAAAUGAAAAUGUUGGAGGAUCGGUAUAGUUCGAAUAUGAAAGCUGCCGAACAUAAACACCAAGUUGAAAUGAAAAAAGCUAAAGAAAUGCAUUUAGCCGGGGAAAAGAUACGGAGAGAACGUUGGAUUGAAGGAAAAACACAAAAAAUUAAAGAACUCACAGUGAAAAGUAUCGAACCCGAGCUUCAAAGUAUGACUUUACGACACGAACGUGAACUCUCCGAUCUCCGAGCUUUACAUAAAAAAGAAAUCGAAGAUUUGGAGAUGAAAUCGGCGAGAAAAACCCAACAAUUAUUAGAAAACUUACGAGAACAAUUAGGCGAAGAAAGAGAAAAGGCUGUUGCGAACGAGCGCGAAAUAAUGAAUCAACGAUACCAAAAAUUAAUCGAAAACGAAGAAAAAAAUUAUCAAGAACAAAGAAGACGAUUACAACAAGAACAUUCAAAAAAAAUGUUAGAAUGCGAAGAAAAAGAGGCGAUGAUAACAACGGAAAAAGAAAAAACAAUAAAAUUAAUUCAAGAAGAUUUCGAUGAAAAAUUAAACGCCUCAAAACGAAAACACAACAACGAAUUAAAACUUUUAAAAGAAACAACCGAAAUGGAAUUAGAAGCGUGGAAAAAUAAUUACCGCAAACAACAAACCGUACAAUUACUUGAAAAAGAAACGAAAAUGCGAGAGCAAUUUAAAAAAGAACGCGAUCGGGAAAUCGAGGAAGUUAUCGAAAGAUUAGAAGCUGAAACGAACGAAAAUAGACAACAAAUUGAGAUUACCACGGAAAAUAGGAUACGAAGAAUGCGGGAGAAAUUUGAAAAUGAAAUUAAAGAAUUGGAAAAAUCCGAAAAUGAGGUUAAAUUAAAAUACGGUCAAACGAAAACGAAAUUGUUAGAAUACGAAGAUGUUGUGAUUCAUUUAAAAGGUAGUAUUAAACAAAUAGAGAAUCAAUUGAGUGUGAGUCAAGAAAUUUCUGCGAAAUUAACGGAGGAAAAAGAAAAUAUGAAGGAAAUUGUUCGGAAAGAAAUGAACGAGGAUUUAAAAGAGUUAGAAAAUGAAGUAAAUCGAUUAAAAAGUGAGAAAGAUAAGGAGUUAAAUCAAGUUUAUUCGAGAGUUAAAAUUGCGAUAGCUAAAAAGGAUGAAAUGCUUCAAGAAUUAUCGCGAGAUUUUACUUCUAUUCAAGAAAAAUGUGUUUAUUUGGAGAAUAUGUUGGAGCAGCAACGAAAAGAAUAUUUAAUUAAGUAAUUUUAUAAAAAUACGUUUUGUAUCAAUUUUUUAAUAUAUUUUUUGUGAUUAAUUUCACAAUUUCAUAAUAGA
Molecule: messenger RNA, 3394 nt
Organism: Onthophagus taurus
Lineage: Eukaryota; Metazoa; Arthropoda; Insecta; Coleoptera; Scarabaeidae
Source: RefSeq, a predicted model, not a curated record